AUGGAGACGCCGUCGACAGACAGCAAGCACGAAAAGUCAAGUUUGUUAUCCUGCUCAUUUUUCCAAAGUUCACAAAAAAACGGACUGGCCAAGUUGUGAGCGGAAGGUGAUCCACUCUUUAUCUGUCGACGAACGUUCAGAAUAUCGUCAAAAUAGUGCUCAAUAAUUUCCUGAAUCUGUUGAAACCCGCCAACGCGUACAAACUUUGCGACCACACUUUUCGGACACUUUCCACUAAAUAGCUAUCUUUUUACAAGUAAGUAUUUCAGUGCUAUUACCAUUUUGACUGAAAAGUAGUUAGUAGUGCGCCACACGAAUUACAUACGUGGUGAAUCGAAAAACAUUUCUUUUUAUAAGUCCAAACUUUCGCGCCGACUCCGAGAAAUCAUCCGAUUGACAACAAAGAAACCGCUCAAAUUCUUUAAAAAAAAGAUAGAUUUGUUUCAAUAUUCGUCUUCACCGACCAGCGUUCGAAAGCCGACUCAUGCAUGCAGAGAGAACGAAUUUUAGAACAUCAAUGUUCACGCGGACCAAAAUUUUUGAUAAAUCUCCAUGAAAAGAGCUAUUUCUAGUCAAUUCUGAAUUUUCGAUGAAUUUUCGGAAAGAUCCAAACCCUCACUCUCCUCAUAUUCCUCCUGGUCCUCACAAAAUUCCGAACGAUCUUCUGCGUCGUCUGGAACAAACGGAUCGUAGUCCGGAAUAUCUUCUUCACUGCUGACACCGUUCCGCUCUGAAAACAGGCGUUAGAAUCAAGUUUAUCUGAAACAGCAACCUACCUUCUGAGGUUUGUAAUUGAGCAAACUGAUUCAACAAUGAUCGAGGCAUACCGCAUAGGCUUAACACAAAAAAAAGAAACCUACGUACAGAACACCGAAAAAUACUACUGAUCCUAAUGAAAAGCUAAUUUAAGCAACUGGAAAUACAAACACUGUUAAAGGACCAGGGAACCCAAAAAUUUUUUGAUGCUUUUGUGAAAUGUUUUUGUGACUGUUUGAAUUGUCUCUUAUUGCCUCAUACACUGGUGAAAUGCUGCCUCUCAAAAAUGCCAAUGAACGAAACGGCAUGCAGUUGAAGUUGUGGCCGUGGCCUAGCGCCAAUGGCCGAAAAAAAUAUAUAAAUAAAUACGCUUCUCGGCCAUUUUAUUUUUUUCCGCUUUUUACCGGUUUUUCCAAAAAAAUUCACGGUUUCUCCCAUUUUUUUCAGUUGAUUGACAUUUGUUCGGCACUUACUUAUUUUUUUACUGCUAAAACAUUGUUUUCAUUCAGUCGAUAUGAAGUGCCAAAAUGGGAGAAACCGUGAAUUUUUGGAAAAAAACCGGUAAAAAAGCGGAAAAAAUAAAAUGGCCGAGAAGCGCAUAUAUUUUUAUAUAUUUUUCGGCCAUUGGCGCUAGGCCACGGCCACAACUUCAACUGCACGGCCCGGCAAUUCAUACAGUGGCCGAGAAAAAUGCGUGGAUUAAAUACUCAGCCCAGCGAUUUCGCUGCUGUGGACUUGCGUACAACGGUGUAUGCAGAUUCAGCAUACCGUAACCCAAAAAUAUGCGGCUAAUUAAAAAAAAAUUUAUUGAAAGUACAGAAAAAGCCGAAGAAAGACGGAAAAAUGUGCUAAUCUCAUCGAAAGUAUAGGGAAACGUCGAAAGUAUACAAGAAAACGUGAUUUUGACAGUAAUUGCAGAAAUGUUCGACUAGAAUUGAUUUUUUCAUUUCUCGGCAGUUACACUUCCAAAAAUACAUUUUUCGGUAUCUCUAGACGUUCUAUGUGUAAAAAAUGUUAAAAGUAUAUAAUAAAAGAAUGAAAACUACGAAUGACAUCAAAAUAUUAGCGGAGAUUCGUUGGAAACGCCGGCGGAACUCGAAGCGAAUUCAUGAACGGAGUGGCCCUAGCCAUAAUUAGCCCUAAAUUUAUUAAUUCGUGGAGAAUUGUGUCUUCAAAUUUUUAUUAUAUAUGAGAGGAGAGUUUCCGGCGCAUAUCCUUUCGAUGUAGAGCAUUCACAUGCUAGCGUUUUGAAUUGACGAUAAUCAGCGUUCUGACUUGUUGAUGAGAGUGUUGACUCCACGCAAUAACCGGAUCGGGUCCAUACCUUGCAGGCUUCUUGGACUUGGCUUGAAACAUCUUUGAUCCAAGCUUAGAGGCUGGAAAAGAUUAAUUUUUGCGAACAUUGCGGCCUUUUCGGCCUCACACCCUUAUAUCUCGGGAAAUUCAUGAAAAACCGAAAAAAAAGUUGAGAUUUUGAUCACAGAGGGCUCUGAUUUUUUGCCAAAAGUUUCUCACUAUUGUAUCCGAUAAUUUGAGCCAGGACUCCGAUCGAUGUAAGGUUUCUGAAGACGUCACGGAGCAGAAUUGUCGAUUUUUAGUGAAUUUUACAAAAACUUCGAUAAAAAAAGUUGAGAUUUUGAUCACAGAGGGCUCUGAUUUUUUGCCAAAAGUUUCUCACUAUUGUAUCCGAUAAUUUGAGCCAGGACUCCGAUCGAUGUAAGGUUUCUGAAAACGUCACGGAGCGGAAAUCUCAAUGUUUAGCGAAUGUUACAAAAACUUCGAUGGAAAACCUGUGAAAAUUAAUAAAAACGGAAGUCAAAGUAAAGAAGUGUAUUAACUUCAAUGACAAAACACGAAUGAAUCACUUAAAACUGCCAGAGAAUCUUUUAUAGCAGAUAAUCCAGUUCGUGUGUUGAAAAAACACACGUGGCCGAAGUUUCGCAAGGCGCAAAAUUUUCUCGGCCAAUGUAUGAAUUGCCGGCCCGUGAACUGCAUGCCGUUUCGUUCAUUGGCAUUUUUGAGAGGCAGCAUUUCACCAGUGUAUGAGGCAAUAAGAGACAAUUCAAACAGUCACAAAAACAUUUCACAAAAACAUCAAAAAAUUUUUGGGUUCCCUGGUCCUUUAAAAUGAUAGUAAACACGUUAAUUAGAUUAAUAACGAAAUGCCAGAGUACAAUGCGUCCAUCGGCGAACUUUUUCUUCGUGAUAGGCAUAUUAUAGGCCUAUCACUGGUCCACGUUCUCAAUAGACCGAUCGCGAAUCACCUGUGGAGAAACUCUUUUUGCAGUGCAAAUUGAGCGACCUCGGAGCCGAGUUUGAAAAGUUAGGCCACAUUUUCAGAAGAAAAUUACUUAGCGGCCUAGAAAUUCGGCCAGAUUGCGAACAACGCGCCCUUCCUGUCCGGUGCCACUAUAAUAGCUUCGGCAGAAAGGUGAUUCGAGCGUACUUUUCGCAGAACUGUCGGAAAUUGAUGGAAAAGGCAACAAUUUUGGCAAGAAUGGCCGAUUUCUGUUUUUUUUUGCUCUGAAACGCGCUGUUUCCAUUUAAAUGAGCUAGCCAGCUGGAAAACGUUAUUUGCAAACUCAAAGUUAGAGAAGGGCACAAUUUUGGAAAUUUUUUUUUGAAGACCGCCCUCUGUAAUUACCACAGUGUUAACCCUAACAAUUUCAGAAAACGUGUCGAAAGUGGCUUCGAAAGUGGUGGUUUGUGCCCGAGUCGUGAACGCAGUGGCCGUGUCGCAGGGUCUGAGCGACGGAAGUGUGACGAGCGCCGCCGUGGCCGGAGAGUUCUUCCGGUUUGGAGGCAAAUUCACGUUCGAAGAGCUGAUCGCGGAAGACGUGGUCGGAUUGAAGAACGAUCUGGAAUGUAUCUGGAAGGCCGUCGAAAGUGAAUGCACCGGGACUGGAGCGUGCUGGAAAAGCGAGAUAAAGAACGGAGUGCUGAUGUAUUUGGAAGCUGCCGAGGCGGGAACGUAUCUCACGGAGGAAAAGUAUCUUCCGGCCGUUGCGAAGAUGAAAGAUAUAAUCGACAAGCUUACUUCCAGUUCAGUCGAAGUUAAAAAAGCGAUUGAUAUCAUCAUUGAAAUAGACACUGUGGCGGACGCUGAUGCAGAUUCCAAGUUUUUCAACCGAGCUUCAUUGUAUUUGGAUGAUGCCGGAAAAGCUCUCCGCACAAUUUAUGACGCCACGAAACUGAUCACGAUUCUGAAGGGAACGGCAGCGGAGAAGAUGGUAUUGUCUGUGCUUAAACUGGAUAGCAUCUCGUCUCAUCAAUCCGGAAAGUCGCUGACGAAGGACGAGUUGACGGCCAUCACUACGAAGUCAAAUAAUCUGAAGAAGUGUCUGACACGGGACAUCGUCGGGAAGAUGAACAAGAAGAUGGAUUUCCUGAUUCAAACACGCUCCGUUUCCGCUGCUCCGUUCGAGCAGAGAAGUGUAACGUCGGGAUUCAUCAGAGGAAUCAAGGAUCUCGGCCAGAUAGACAAGGAUCUGCAGAAAAGUUUCGUGAAGAAGAUUCUCGCCAACGGAGCGAGCAUCGAGCCAUUGAAGACUCGUCUGGCGCCGAUUUCCAGUCUGGCGAAAGCCAUGGAACCACUGGGCACCGCCUGCCAAUCGAUCAGUAUUCCGGAGGACAACGUCAUCAAAGCUCUUCGGACGGAUGUGGAAGCGGCUCUCAAGGAGACCGAAUCACUUUACGACCUGAUUUCCGCUCACGAUUGCAUUUCGGCAGCCACUUCCGCAAAUUCGAUGGACUUCAAACAAUGGAAUUCGGAAAAGGACCGUGCUAAAUUUCUGGAUGCUGCCGUUGCCAACUACAACCAAAAGUUCCCAUCGGAAUUCUCAGUGGAUGAUCUGAAGACGGAUAUUGCCAGUUUCAUUAAGUUGAUCGAUAUGACUAAGCUACCAGAAUCGUUGGACAGACUGAAGGCGUUCGACAGAGCCGCUCUCAGAAAGAAAUUGGAAGAAUCGAAAAAACGAGCAGAUUGCAUUACCACCGAACUGAAAAACUGGUCGACUGAGUUGACCGAGGAUCUCAUCACAAAAACAAAAAAGUGGAUGGACGACACGAAGAUAACUGAUGUUUCCACCUGCCUCGCCAAAAACAACCUAGUUCAGAGAGUCCGAGAAGCAGAGGAUCCCAAGACUCUUCUCAAUCUGAAGGCUGAUAAUCCGAAUGUCAAACAGGUUUCCGACGGAGUGGCCACGCUCAUCGAAACAGUUGCCCAAUGGAAUAAACUGAGUAGCAAGAAGAGACCAACCAGAAGACGUCGGGAGACUGAAAAUAAGAUUGAAAUGCGAGACGCAUUGAAGACUUCCAAACAGUUUGCCAGUGGUGCCGUUGUUUUGCAAGGAUUGGCCAAUGUUCAAAAGUCGCCGGACGUCAUUCAGAAGUUAAUGGCUUUCGAGAAAGAUAUCGACGCGGAAGUGAAGGGAUUGAAGGACGUUGAUCAGGAAAAGGCGAUCAAGACUCUGUGGAAUACGAAUAACAAGAAAGCCAUCAAGGAACUUCCUAACAGUAUCGAUUCUCUGGAAAAGGCGAUGAACGUCGAUCAGAAUCAGAUCAGUGAUUUCAAGAAAGUUUUCGAAGAAGCUGGAACGAUUAAUCUACCAGAAUUGGACUCCUUUUCUAUGAGUCAAACCCUUGGAUUCGUCAGGACACCGGCCGGGGUUCAGCAGACUGUCGCCGCGUUCGGAGCUCUCGAUCUGCAAUUCGCAUCUGCCAAAAAAGGACUGGUCUCGUCGGUCGAUUCUCUCUCCAAUCUUCAAUCCUAUUUCGAUGGGAUCUUUGAAAUCUCGAGGGCGGGACAAUCGCGGAGCAUGAACAGUGCGGCGUCUUCCAAAGAAGAGAAAGACGGUGAUGAUUCCGUUGCAAUGUGAGAAAAACAAAUUUGCGUAACUGCUAAUAUUUGUUUACAGAUACAUCGUUUACGGAGUUGUUGGCGUCGCUGUGGCUCUCGUCAUUGUGGUGUUCAAUACGAACGGUAAUUCUAACGGUGCCGCCUCUUCAGCGUUCAAUUCUUGCAAGUAGCGCGCGCAGUUUCCGCAACGCUGCCGCACACAUUGCUCUGAACACCGAAUUCUUGAAAAUUAAAGCAGAAAAUUAUUCUUUUUGUUAUUAAAACCUAUUCUUUCGCCUUGUUGCAUCUUCUUCUCAGAAAAAAAAAACGUGCGGCACCGUUGCGAAAACUGCGCGCGCUACUUGCAAGAAUUGAACGCUGAAGGGGCGGGGCCCCAUUUGAACGAAAAACCGAUAAUUUCUUAUUUGUCUCUCGAUAGACCGAUUGUAUAGGCCAUUACGAACUUUUUAAGCGCUAGAGCGUCAAAUUUGGUCAAGUCGCAAAUAACAUUUAUCCGUUUGAAGGUUUUUGGCUAAAACUGCGUGAAUUUCAGUUGCUUUUCGAUAAUUUUCGCGGUUCGAGCGCUCAAAAUGCUUGUAUUUACGUGAUUUAUCAUUCUCAAAACCAAUUCUGUCUGAAAACGGUCAAGAAAGCGCAAAAUGAGAAGUGCGCUUUUUAGGCGGCGAUCGGCGGUACGGAGCCGAAGGCGGGCGAACCGCGACAGUACGUGCUCUCGGCGAUUCAGAAUCAGGAGGCCGACGACGCCAGGGUUAACAUUUUUUACACUUUUCUCGCGUUCUUCAGGUCGCGGAUUGAGCCGCUAUUGCCGUCGAGUGCGUCGAGGUCUGGAAGGGCAAGAUCACGCUCAAGAACGGCAAGGUCGAGGAUUGCGCCGUUAAAUCGGUACGUGCCAUGCUUUUCUGGGAAUUGGCCGUGGUCGCUGGGAACGCAUUCCGUUUUAUUCUCAGAGCAAUGCGCCUGCGGGAAUGCGUAGCAUACAAUUUCUCAAAAAUAGAAUUAUUAGGCGAAACUGGAGUUGCUGAACAAUGUAAGGGAUAGGUCAUCCCUUAUUAGGCGCGUUAGAAUAACCCAUUCCCAUGGCGCUUUCCCGGUCGCACUUUGCCCUUGACUCGCAUUCCUGAACCAGGAAGCUGCAGUCAGAGCGAAUCCAUUAGACGCGUCGCGAGCCCCCGCACGCUGCGCCUCGGUUCUCGUCACAGUCUCUAGAACGGAAUGCUUCCAGAGCCGACCGUCGAGCCAACAUCCGAUCACGCCACCAACGCCCCUCGACUUCCGGCCGAUCCAGCUCCUCCGUGACUGA
Molecule: messenger RNA, 6914 nt
Organism: Caenorhabditis sp. 36 PRJEB53466
Lineage: Eukaryota; Metazoa; Nematoda; Chromadorea; Rhabditida; Rhabditidae
Source: the annotation of a GenBank genome assembly